Messenger RNA from Penicillium macrosclerotiorum, 1692 nucleotides. Its product is annotated as CAZyme family AA1. Gene Ontology annotation, molecular function: oxidoreductase activity; copper ion binding. The transcript is spliced from 2 exons. NCBI's taxonomy places the organism in Eukaryota, Fungi, Ascomycota, Eurotiomycetes, Eurotiales, Aspergillaceae. The record is from RefSeq and is a predicted model, not a curated record. The coding region runs from base 1 to 1692 and encodes 563 amino acids.
AUGUUUGUCUCUUUUUUUAUUAUUUUCACCUAUACAUUGGCCACUGCUGCCUUUUCAAUUCCGGGCCUGGAGGCACGGAAGUCGUCCAAAGCAUGCAAGGGCAAUUCAGCCCACAAAAGGACUAAAUGGUGUGACUACACCAUAAAUACCGACUACACUGAAAUUGUCCCCAAUACUGGUGUCACUCGUGAAUAUUGGUUUUCGAUUGAUGAAGUGACUGUCGCUCCAGAUGGAGUCUUCCGCUCAGCAAUGGCAGUCAACGGCACUAUUCCAGGUCCCACAAUCUACGCAGACUGGGGCGACAAUGUCGUUAUACAUGUCACGAAUCAUCUUGACGCUGUUAAGAAUGGAACCAGUAUUCACUGGCAUGGCAUACGGCAAAAUUACACAAAUCAAAAUGAUGGUGUUGUUUCUAUCACACAGUGCCCAACUGCCCCUGGAUCUUCGAUAACCUAUAAAUGGCGUGCAGUUCAAUACGGUACAUCAUGGUGGCACUCUCACAUUGGUCUUCAAGCCUGGGAAGGGGUUUUUGGCGGUAUAAUCAUCAACGGGCCUGCAAGCUCGAAUUAUGAUGUUGAUCAGGGCGUUAUGUUUUUGAAUGAUUGGUCCCAUGCGACGGCCGACCAAUUAUUCAUCCAGGCGCAAACAAGGGGCCCACCAACUCUAGAUAAUGGUCUUAUAAAUGGAACGAAUGUGUUCAAUGACACAAGUGGAAGCCGUUUCACUAUGAGGGCUAAUAAAGGGGCAAAGUACAGAAUCAGGCUUAUCAAUGCUGCUAUUGAUACUCACUGGAAGUUCAUGAUUGACAAUCACACUUUGACGGUCAUUGCUAUGGACCUUGUGCCUAUAAAGCCGUACACUACACAAUGGAUUAAUAUUGGCAUGGGUCAAAGAUAUGAUAUAAUUGUAGAAAUGAACCAGGCGGAUGUUGCAAGAAAUUUCUGGAUCCGAGCCAUUCCACAGACUGAAUGUUCUGAGAACGAAAGUGUCGACAAUAUCAAGGGAAUUCUUCACUACCAUACCAAAGUUGGUACGCCCACAACCAGUCCAUAUGACUAUGGUGUCGAUGCAUGCAUCGAUGAGGACCUAAGUAACUUAGUACCUGUGGUAUCAAAGUCUGUCUCCAAUCCUGACUGGGAUUCAAUGGAAGAUGUGACGGUCGCGAGAAACUCAAACAAUCUUUUCCGCUGGUAUCUCAAUAGUACUACCAUGCAGGUUGACUGGCAAGACCCUACUCUGCUUCAAAUAUACAACGACGUUACAGAAUUUUCCGAUUCGAGUGGAGUGAUCGAGCUUCCAAACGCCAAUGAAUGGGUGUAUCUACUGAUCAAUACUUCCUUGCCCAUUUCUCAUCCGAUUCAUUUGCAUGGUCACGAUUUUUUCAUUCUCGCUCAAGGAACAAAUCCCUGGGAUGGAACCACUAUAUCCCACACGAACCCUCCACGAAGAGAUACCGCAAUGCUGGAAAGCACUGGAUAUCUGCUUAUUGCUUUCGAGACAGACAACCCAGGUGCAUGGCUAAUGCAUUGUCAUAUUGGAUGGCAUACUUCAGAGGGGUUUGCCUUACAGUUCGUGGAGCGCUAUGACGAGAUCAAAAAAUUGAUUGAUCAUAAGUCUCUUGAGAAAAACUGCAAGUCUUGGAUAUCAUACGACACCUCAUACAACAUUGAGCAGGAUGAUUCGGGUGUCUGA